Molecule: messenger RNA, 2066 nt
Organism: Ahaetulla prasina
Lineage: Eukaryota; Metazoa; Chordata; Lepidosauria; Squamata; Colubridae
Product: zinc finger protein 202-like
Exons: 6
Coding region: 1171-2043 (290 amino acids)
Biological process (GO): regulation of DNA-templated transcription
Source: RefSeq, a predicted model, not a curated record
CUUCCACGGUCUGGAUCGUGCGUGGAGACACGCAAAACUUCAUCAGGUUCGGAGUCCUGGAAAGUGGGGAGCCCCUUGUCCCAUGCUCCCCUGCCACCCCUGUCCAUGCCUGGGCGAGGCAGGGAAGAAAUCAAAAGCUACGGACCCGAUGCGUUGUUUCCAGGAGGAAAACCAAGAUGGCCCAUUUACACUCCAUUUCCUUGGAAAAAACUUUUUUUGCGGGGGAUGGGGGGGGAGGAGAGGUCGGCUUUGCAAAGUAGAUUGGUGCCUCCAAGUCAGUCUUGACUCCUGGACGAUUUCCUGCAGAUUUAUUGGCCCCGUUUUCAAAAGGGCUUCCUUUUUUCUAAGCUGAGAGAAGCGACUGCCGAAGUCUCACCUGGCUUUCUGUGCAAGGUGUGCAAGGAUUCGAACUCGCUUUCCUGCUUUUCCCACUUUUCCCCACUGUCACCAGCUGGCUUUGCCAUCAGGCAAAUAGGGAAAGUGUUGCAUGAACCAAGCUGGAAUGCAGGUUGGGAUGCAUCGUUCACACUCAAUACAGGUAGUCCUCAACUUGCGAUCACGAUUUAGCCCAAAAUUUCUAUUGCUCAGUGAAACAUUUGUUGAAUGAAUUUUGCUCCAUUUAACCACCCAUCUUGCCACAGUUAAGUGAAUCAACAACUAUACUACUGUGUUUCCUAAGACAGGGUCUUAUUUUCUUUUGACCCCCCCCCCCAAAUAAGGGCUUAGUGUAGGGCUCAAUACAAAUAUUGAUUGAUUUACCUAUUAAAUCGAUUUAGAUAGCCACUCGUUUCAGUUGCUAUUUGGGACCUGAGACAUUUAUGAUCUGGACUGUACAGAGGUUGUUUUUAACAUUGAAAACAGCCAUCACAAUUAUUUGAAUAAAUCAUUAGGAUAUAGACACAUUUUAAAUGUAGUUAUCCAAUACUUUCGGAUACUAUACUAUAUGCUACUUUUGGAUAGUACUAAUACUACAUCCAAAAUGUAGUUAUCCAAUACUUUUAGUCCUUGACAGAAGUUGAUCCAGAAGUUUACAACAGAAUUUUCUCCACACAGAGAUAAAUCAGUCUACCUACUAAGAUUUUCCCGCUCUUCCCAGAUCCUGAUAUGUAAGUUAGAAAUCUUUCCCGAUUCCUCCGGAGACGAAAGGAUCUUUUAAGAGAAAAGGACUGAAUGGCCUUGGCAGCUUUCUCCAGGCCUCUUGUGAUUAGUAAGACCUGGGGAGGUCCAUCAGUCCAUUUUGGAGCUGGAUUAAAGACCAGAGAGAAGAUGGAGAGACAGUGCCCAGCACAUGCAGAAGUUGGAAAAGGCCCUCCAGUUACUCAACCUUGGAGCUGUGGGAAGAAUGGCGCAAGUCCUGGGCAGAAGAGCCGAGAAGAGGAAGUCAGUAGUUCAGACAUCCAAUGCUGUGACUUUAGAAAAGUACAGUUUCAGGAAGGGAGCCGUCCCCAAGAUGUUUGCACUAAGCUUCACUACCUUUGUUGUCAGUGGCUGCAACCAGAAAAACACACAAAGGCUCAGAUGCUGGACCUGGUGCUCCUGGAACAAUUCUUGGCUGUCCUUCCCCAAGAGAUGGAGAAAUGGGUGCGGGAGUGUGGAGCGGAGACCAGUUCUCAGGCGGUGGCCCUGGCCGAAGGCUUCUUCCUGAGUCAGGAGGAGGAAAAGAGGCAAGAAGAGUUGCAGAAAUCCUUGGAAGCGGUGACUGAAUAUGCCAAAGAAAAGAAAUAUUCAUCCAAACCUUCUCAAGAGCUGCUGUUCAGGGAGAGCUUCCAGAAAAAUCAAAGUCAGGACAGCACAUCAGAGAGUCGAAAGCAGUCCUCGAUGUUUUUAGAAUCACCUCGUCUUUAUGGUGAAGCUGAAAGGGUAGCUGAACCUGUGCCUCAGGAUUUUGUGUCUUUGGAGGAAGUGACCGUGCAUUUCUCUGAGGAGGAGUGGUCUCAGCUGGAUCCUGACCAAAAAGCUCUCCAUGGGGAAGUCAUGCUGGAGAAUUCCAAGAACCUGGCUUAUCUGGUGCAGGUAACCUUCGAGAGACAACAGGCCAUUUAAUGAGCAUUCUAAAUUACGACAGA